Messenger RNA from Bombyx mandarina (wild silkworm), 3538 nucleotides. Its product is annotated as protein kinase C-binding protein NELL1. Gene Ontology annotation, molecular function: heparin binding; protein binding; calcium ion binding. The record is from RefSeq and is a predicted model, not a curated record. Lineage: Eukaryota; Metazoa; Arthropoda; Insecta; Lepidoptera; Bombycidae.
GGCGGCAGUCAGUCCGCCGGGGCGGCCGGCGUGAGCGCGCGUGUGAUGCGCUGUCGCUGACAUGGCCGGCGCUCGGGCGCUACUGGCCGCCUGCUACUGCUGGUGGUGGCUCGCCGCAGCGGCCGCCACCGAGCUAGACUUGCUGGGUGCAUUAUCGCUGCACAAUACGUCACAUGCUGGCGUCACCCUCGCUCCGGGCACGCUGCCACAGCGCUCCGCUUACGUGCUACAAGGUGAUUCACGUUCGCUACAAAUCGAAGGGGAGGCGUUUAACCACGCGGCAGAGUUGCUGCGUCGCUCGCCCGAGUUCACGGUGCUGACCUCACUCCGGCAAGAGCCCGCCAAUUCUGGCACAAUUAUUUCUUUUUCACAUGGAUUCAACAGGUACCUCGAGGUGCAGUCGAGCGGCCGGCGCGACGAGGUUCGGCUGCACUACGUGGCAGCGGGAGGGUCCGCGCCGCGCGUCGAGACCUUCCCGUUUCGGCUGGCGGACGGCUCGUGGCACCGAGUGGCACUGUCGGUCUCCGGCGCGCAGGCCACUCUGUACGUCGACUGCCACCUCCUGUACCGGCGACUCAUCCCACCGCCCGAUCGAAACUUCACUCAGCCACAGCUCACGCUAUGGAUCGGUCAGAGAAACAACAAACAUUCCUUAUUCAAGGGAGCUCUCCAGGAGGUGAGGCUGGUGAGCGGGCCGCACGGCUAUCUGGCCCAAUGUCCGGGCUUAGACUCGGAGUGUCCCACUUGCGGACAAUUCGCGCUACUUCAGGCUACCGUACAAGAACUCACUACACAUAUCCACGACCUUUCGCUCAAACUAGUAGGUGCAGAAGCUAGGAUAUCCAGGCUAGAGCAGUGCGACUGUCAGAAGUCAUGCUACUCUAAUGGGACAGUGCACGCUGACGGCGCCACUUGGCAGCGAGACUGCAAUCGUUGCUCCUGCGUGCACGGUGAGAUAACGUGCAGGCCAGUAGAAUGCGACAGAGCGGAAUGCAAGAAUCCUGUAUUACAUCCGGGAGAGUGCUGUCCUACGUGUCUGAGGCAAUGUUUGCUGUGGGGUAAUCUGUACGAGCACGGGGAACGGUUCGCGCCGAAGGAGUGCGCCGAGUGCGUGUGCCACGACGGGAACAUGCAGUGCACCCGCGUGGACCCCGAGUUGGCGUGUCCUCGGCUGCCCUGCGACCCUCCCCAGCAGUUCAGCGUGCCCGGAGAGUGCUGCAAGUUCUGCCCUGGCGUGGACUACUGCAACAUGGGCCACUCGUGCGAUGAGAACGCGACCUGCAUGAACCUCAACACCAAGUACACCUGCAAGUGCAACCAGGGCUUCCAGGGGGACGGUCUCACCUGUCAAGAUGUCGAUGAAUGCCAGGAAGCCGGUGGCCUGCACGGCCACCACUGCCACUCCAACACGCGCUGCGUCAACGUAGUCGGCGGCUACGUGUGCCAGUGCUUGGGGGGAUACACCAGGAAGGACAAGUUUAACUGCGUCGAGGUGGACGAAUGUGAGGGCAACACUCACGGGUGCCACGCGGACGCAGUCUGCACCAACACGCCGGGCUCCUACACGUGCCGGUGCCGGGACGGGUACGAGGGCGACGGAUACACGUGCAUGCCUAUAUGUCCUGGGGGUUGUUUGAACGGAGGCACGUGCGUGGCGCCGGGGAGGUGCGGGUGCGGCGCGGGGUUUGCGGGCGCACGCUGCGAGCGGGACCUCGACGAGUGUACCCCGCCCGCACCCCGCACCCCUCCGCCCUGCGCCCCCCACGCACUGUGCGUUAACACGCCCGGCUCCUACUACUGCAUCUGCGCGCACGGUUACAAAAAGGACCCAAUACUUAAUACUUGCAAAGACGUAGACGAAUGCACCGAAGGCUCGCACACGUGCCACCACAGCGCGCGGUGCGUCAACAUCGACGGAGGAUUCAGAUGCGAAUGCUUCACCGAAAACUGUGAAUUAAGCUGUUCGUGGCAGGGGCGCGUGGUGUCGGAGGGCGCGACGUGGCGCGAGGCGGGGGGGUGCCGCGUGUGCACGUGCGCGGCGGGCGUGGCGGCGUGCGCGCGGGCCACCUGCGCCUGCGACGCCGACGACAACGUCACCGCGACGUUUCAGCUGGAUUUAUUGAGCACCGCGGCGUCAGCGUCGCUGGUGUCGGCGCCGGCGUCGUGCUGCCCGCACUGCGACGCGCGCUACCACUGCCGCCACCAGGAGAUGCACCACGUCACCUUCCGCAGCGGGGAGCGCUGGCUCUACCAGUGCCAGAUAUGCGAAUGCCUUCUGGGCGAGGUGGACUGCUGGGAGCCGGAGUGCGAGGAGGGCGGCGCGUGUUGCUCGGCGGGGGGCGCCCCGCACCGCCUGCAGCUCGCCGGCUGCGAGCCCCCGCACUGCGCCGCCUGCCAGGGCGGGCAGUGCGCAACUCUGGUGAGCAAUCUCGCGUGUUGUGUGCAUCGAGCGCGGCGCGGCGUGACGGCGGCGCUGGCGCUGGUGGCGCUGUGGUGGGGGCGGACGCGCGGCCGCACGCACCGCAAGCAUCGCGGCGCGCGGCGCUAAAGCCGCCCUGAGCACGCGCACACACCCACACAUAUUUAUUCUAGAUAGAUCUAAUGUUAACCAAUUACGGCGGCGCGCGACUCGCUCGAUGGCCUUAACUUAGCGGGCGACGUCGCCGCCGCCGGCGCAGCCCCGGAACCGCCGACACCUUCCUCUGCGUCGUCCCGUCGACGGAUAUCCUAUUAGUGUAGAUAGAUAAUCGAGUAGAUUGCCGCGGCUUUCUCUCCAUAUCGCUGUCGCGUCGGAGCGGCCCCAGCCUUGUCGCUCCGCUCGCUUAGUCAGUCGACGAUUCCGGUGCUAGGCGUCACUACAUUCAUCAAUGCUCUGUAUUCAUGCGGUGCGUAAAGCCCUCUUUGCGGAACUCAGACGCGCUGUGUCCUGCGAGAUGGCUUCCCUUCCGGUCCGACGCGAGCCGGUGCAGACUAUAUUCACAAUUCCAACAAACAGUGACGCGUUCACGCUCGCGACGGACCGAUAGCGGCGCCCUCGACCCCCGGCGCGUUCAUACGCCGCUAAUUGCAAUCUUCGAAUACUUAAACACUAAAUCGAUCGCUUAAAAUUAUUAUCCUAGACUCGUAACGGUCCUACGUUUAGCUAUUGUUGUGAAUAAUGUAUAGUGUUGCUGGUGCUGGUCGAGGACGCGUCGUGUUGGAGAGGGCAGCGCGCGGGGGCGGCCCCACGGCCGGGUCGGCAGCUUCUUCAAUUAUAAUAUUACAUAUUUUAAUAAUAGUUAUAGUCCUGUAAAUGGGUAGCGUAGUGCCAACCUGGAGGGGACCGCCCCCGCGUUCUCCCUGUUGUACGAAAUUUUUCAUAAUAUAUUCUUUAAUUUUUGUUUGACUUUGUAUAGGGAUUGUUUUCUUGUAUAAUUUGAAAAUAACCAAAAAUAGGUACCAAAUAUAGAAAAAAAUAAAUAUAAUUGUUUCCUAAUUUUCGUAAAGCAUUUUGAUGCUUGCAUGUUGUAUUGUGUUCAAAAAAUUACAAUAAAAAAGA